Lacerta agilis (Sand lizard) is the source of this 1232-nucleotide messenger RNA. It is a transcript of the gene FOSB, whose product is annotated as FosB proto-oncogene, AP-1 transcription factor subunit. The record is from RefSeq and is a predicted model, not a curated record. The transcript has 4 exons. Bases 116 to 1219 code for a protein of 367 amino acids. Gene Ontology annotation, biological process: regulation of transcription by RNA polymerase II. Gene Ontology annotation, cellular component: nucleus. Lineage: Eukaryota; Metazoa; Chordata; Lepidosauria; Squamata; Lacertidae. Gene Ontology annotation, molecular function: DNA-binding transcription factor activity, RNA polymerase II-specific; RNA polymerase II cis-regulatory region sequence-specific DNA binding.
GACCACGGCAGCGGCAGCGGCGGGAGGGUCGGCCGGCUGGCUCUGCUCGGCCCUCACCUUGGCUUCCAGGCGCCCCCGGCGAGGCCGCGGCCUUUCCCCGGCGCCCCCGAGGGAGAUGUAUCAGGGCUUCCCCGGAGACUACGACUCCACCUCCCGGUGCAGCUCGUCCCCUUCGGCCGAGUCCCAGUACCUCUCCUCGGUGGAUUCUUUCGGGAGCCCCACGGCCGCCGCUGCCGCCUCCUCGCAGGAGUGCAGUGGCCUUGGGGAGAUGCCCGGAUCCUUUGUGCCAACAGUGACUGCCAUAUCGACUAGCCAAGACCUGCAGUGGUUGGUUCAGCCCACCUUGAUCUCCUCCAUGGCCCAGUCUCAGCAGCCCCCGGGCCAGCAAAUGCCUCAACAGCAGCAACAGCAGCCACCUCCACCCACCGUGGACCCCUACGACCUGCCGGGGACCAGCUACUCCACCCCAGGACUGAGCGCUCCCUACGGCGCCGGCCCCUCGGGGGUGCCUGCCGCCCAGCCACGCUCCGCCAGGGCCCGGCCCCGAAGGACUCGGGAGGAAACGGUGAGCGGGGAAGAUUGUAGGGCCCUGCUUCUCCUGUGGAACUUCCUCUGGGGAGCCGGCGACGAGCUGACACCCGAGGAGGAAGAGAAACGCCGUGUCCGGAGGGAGAGGAACAAGCUUGCGGCGGCCAAGUGUAGGAAUCGCCGCCGUGAACUGACAGACCGACUUCAAGCGGAGACCGACCAGCUGGAGGAGGAGAAGGCCGAGCUGGAGUCGGAGAUCGCGGAGCUCCAGAAGGAACGCGAACGGCUGGAGUUUGUCCUGGUGGCUCACAAGCCCAGCUGCAAGAUCCCUUACGAGGACGUGCCAGAACUGAUCGGGCAGCCGGGCACCUCGGGCGAGGUGAGCUCUUUAGCCCUGGCGGUCAAGGAGGACCCCUUUGGGCCCACGGCUUACUCGUCGCUGCCCCUCCACUACCAGCAGACCCUUGGCGGAGGAGUGCAGGCCUUGUCGCCGGCGGAGGUAGCGUUUUCUAGUUCUUACUUUUCACAUGGUGAACAGCUGACCGACCCGUACCCGGCUAACCCUUCCUAUACGUCUUCGUUUGUCUUCACCUACCCAGAGGGAGCCACCUGCGGAGCCACACACCAGCGGAACAGCAGCAGCGACCAGUCCUCGGACUCUCUGAACUCUCCCUCGCUCCUUGCGUUGUGAAACUAAAAAAAAA